Messenger RNA from Eleginops maclovinus (Patagonian blennie), 3002 nucleotides. It is a transcript of the gene glyctk, whose product is annotated as glycerate kinase. Gene Ontology annotation, biological process: protein phosphorylation. The coding region runs from base 785 to 2359 and encodes 524 amino acids. Gene Ontology annotation, molecular function: glycerate kinase activity. Gene Ontology annotation, cellular component: cytoplasm. Lineage: Eukaryota; Metazoa; Chordata; Actinopteri; Perciformes; Eleginopidae. The record is from RefSeq and is a predicted model, not a curated record. The transcript is spliced from 5 exons.
UAUUUCCUCAGGUGCCUGGAUGUAUUUGAGGUUUGAUAUAUUGAGGCAUCAUUUGUGGUUCAAUCAGUGAUUCAAUCAGUUCGAGUCACUGUACGAGUAUUUUUUCUAAAGGUGUAAAUAAUUAGGUUUAUUCGGAGAAUUUGAUUUGGGGGGCACAGUCCAUAGAUGUUUAAACCCAGGCAACUCUUUUGACCUGUAGCUAUUAAUCUUCAUACAUAUUAACCCACAUGUGAACCACAAUAACAGGUUAUUCACUAAAUAUUGACAUAAUUUAACACACUAACAAAUGAUAUAAUAUGUUUAUCUUUGACUUAUCAAGUGUGGCUGUAAGGGUAGGUGAUAUGGAUGAAAUCAGUUAUGAUUUAUGUUAUGAGAUAAAACAAUUCCUGGCAUACUUACAGAAAACAAGACUUGUGACCAGCAUGAACAUGAAAUCAGUACAAACUCUUAGGUUGUGUACUCUUUGAUCUAAUAUGAAUGGCUCCAAAGUCUACUUAGUGAGAUACUACUCUUUCUUGUUCACCCAGUCCUGGGCAAAGAAGUAAUUGACUACAGAGACUAAUGCACAGCUGGGUGGUCAGUGGUUUGAUGUGUCCUGUGGUCUAUUUAAAGUCAAUCAUUACACACAGGGUAAACAACUCCAGUCAGUCUCUGGUCAAAUUUCUGUACGCUGCCUGACUGCUGAGCUGAAGUGCACAAUACAGGCUUCAACAGAAAUCCCGAAGGCUUUUAUCCCAUUUACAACCUUUGCAGGCAAUUUCUGCUCAGAUCAAGUGAACUCUCCAUGGCCCGUGUUCUUUCCCUGUUUCGGUGUCAGCCUUUUCUGGUACACGUGGGCAGGAGAAAACCUGCGUUGUGCAAAAUGUCAAUGGACUCACGUGCACGCAUGGUGUUUGCAGCUGCAGUGGAAGCUGUGCAGCCAGACACAGUGGUUCGACAGAGUAUAGAGCGCAAGGAGGACUCGGUCAUUAUCAAUGGUCACAGAUUUACACUCAAACACAACCUGCAUUUGGUAGGCUUUGGAAAGGCUGUACUGGGUAUGGCUGCCGAGGCAGAGAGGAUUUUGGGGGAUCAUUUAGUCAAAGGAGUAGUAAGCGUGCCAUAUGGGAUUCAGCAGACAUUAAAGCAGCAUGGAAAAGACCACCUGUUGUUAAAAGUAAACAGUCGCAUCAGAGUCAUGGAGGGAGCUAAACACAACUUGCCAGAUGCCGAUGCCCAAAAGGCCGCUGAAGUAAUCAAGCAGUUAGCCAGUGAACUGACGGAGAAAGACCUGCUACUUGUACUGAUAUCAGGUGGAGGUUCUGCGCUAUUACCUGCACCCAUCCCACCAAUAUCGUUGCAAGAGAAACAGGAUGUUACCCGAAAACUUGCAGGUGCUGGUGCCACUAUUCAAGAACUGAACACUGUGCGACGCGCCCUGUCUUUGUUGAAGGGCGGAAGACUUGCGCAUUAUGCUCACCCUGCCCAGGUAGUUUCACUGAUACUGUCCGAUGUUAUUGGGGACCCUCUGGACUUGAUUGCCAGCGGCCCCACAGUGCAGAGUGAGGUGUGGCCUGAGGAAGUUUUAUCAGUCCUUGAACGUUACAAGCUGUUGAACUCGCUUCCAGCUUCAGUAAAGGAAGUCCUUGAGGGACCAACUCUAGGUAGGAGCCAUAAAACAGAUGAAUCCAGUACAUCAGGGCGUGUUCUCAACACCGUCAUUGGCUCCAACAGUGUUGCCCUCAAGUCGGCAGGUCGCCGAGCUCUAGAGUUAGGUUUCCGCCCCCUUGUGCUGGCACCAGGAGUGUGUGGUGAUGUGAGGGCAGUCUCUAAACUCUACGGCCUCCUGGCCCGCUUUGCAUGUUCUCGAGAGGAACCUCCUCCAGAGAUUGCUGCUGAGCUGCUGAAGCUGGGGCCUGAAGUAGGAGUGGAGAGCUGGGACCUCUGCCGUACUAUGCAGGUUCUGGGUGAGGGGCGUACAGAAGGAUGGGGAUCCACUUGUCUGUUAGCCGGAGGUGAGCCCACUGUGGAGCUGACAGGCAAGGGUCGAGGUGGUCGUAACCAGGAGCUGGCUCUGCGAGUGGGAAUGGAACUGAGAGGCAUGCAGCUCCCGCCUACCGGGCCCGUCUUCCUGAGCGGUGGAACUGAUGGUCAGGAUGGGCCCACUGAUGCAGCUGGGGCCAUCACGGAUGGGGGGUUGUAUGAACAGGCACAAGCACAGGCGCUGGAUGUCAACAACUUCCUCACCAAUAAUGAUUCUUACACGUUUUUUUCACGUCUUUCUGCUGGGCAGCGCUUACUUGUAUCUGGCUUAACCUGCACCAAUGUGAUGGAUGUGCACAUGCUGCUUAUUCCACCAAUCCCCAUUAACAUAGGAUAAAGCACACAACAUAAGAGGAUCUAAGUAUAGGGAAUAAAUGAAAUAAAUAAAGUAUUUUAUCAGUCUAUCUCGCUUUGCAUUGUAGUAACUAAUUGUAAUUGUAGUAAGAUAUUUUACUUGUGAAAUUAUUAAAUCUACCUGAAGGCAAAACUGGUACUGCCCUAUUCAUUUUAACAGCCACAAAGUGUAGAAUAAACGUCAAGGAGAUGUGCAAUGACUUCAAUAUUUUCAAAACAACACAUUUAAUAUCAACCAAGCAUUUACAUAAAAUUGCACAGUUGAAUUUUCGCUUGUUAGGAACUUCAAGUUAUCUAAAAUAUGCUGAUGAUUUUGUAGUUUGGUUCCUUUGACAAGGACUGUAAAUACACACUGCAUUACAUUGCCUUGUCUUGACCGUUAUAACAGUAUUAUGACGUCAGUUAUAAUAGCUGAUUGUAAGAUGGCUCAUACAAUGCACACUGAAAGUAUUCAACUCCCCUUUGAAUUUCUCAUGUUUUAUUAUUUUAAAUUAAAUCACAAGUGGAUUUAACUAUGCUUUUUGCCACUUAACAGAAACAUUUUCCAAAAUGGUUGAUCACAUAAUAAAAAUGUUUUAAUCCUCAAGUUAAGAGGCAUGUUUGGCAGCAAUUAUGACUUUAAAUCU